Molecule: messenger RNA, 2231 nt
Organism: Terrapene triunguis (Three-toed box turtle)
Lineage: Eukaryota; Metazoa; Chordata; Testudines; Emydidae
Gene: PRDM8
Product: PR/SET domain 8
Exons: 5
Coding region: 190-1914 (574 amino acids)
Biological process (GO): regulation of DNA-templated transcription
Cellular component (GO): nucleus
Molecular function (GO): protein binding
Source: RefSeq, a predicted model, not a curated record
CAGGGAGUGGAUUGGAAAUGCAGCGAGAUACUUGCAAACAGAGCACCCAGGACAGCAGCCCUACUCUUUCCCACUGCCAUGGAAAUACACUGAUACAAUAGACACUGGGGGGAACACGGAGAGCAGCCCAUCCUUGGCCACUUUCGGGUUUCCUGGCGUUUGGGAUUAUAUUCUGACCUGAUUCCUGUGAUGGAGGACACCGGCGUUCAAAGGGGUAUAUGGGAUGGAGACGCCAAGGCAGUCCAGCAAUGUUUGACGGAUAUUUUCACCAGUGUUUACACCACCUGCGAUAUCCCGGAAAAUGCGAUCUUCGGCCCUUGUGUAUUGAGCCACACUUCUUUGUAUGACAGCAUCGCUUUCAUAGCGCUUAAAUCCACUGACAAGAGAACCGUCCCUUAUAUAUUCCGGGUGGACACUUCCGCAGCAAAUGGCUCCUCCGAAGGGCUAAUGUGGCUCCGUCUGGUCCAGUCAGCCAGAGAUAAAGAAGAACAGAACCUUGAAGCUUACAUCAAAAAUGGACAAUUGUUUUAUCGGUCCCUUCGCAGGAUUGCCAAAGACGAGGAGUUAUUAGUUUGGUAUGGGAAAGAACUGACGGAAUUACUGUUGCUCACCACCGCCAGAUCCCACAGCAAGAUGAACGGGUCGCCCCCGUACGCUUGCCUGGAGUGCAGCCAGCGUUUCCAGUUCGAGUUCCCCUACGCGGCCCACCUGCGGUUCCGCUGCCCCAAGAGACUGCCCAGCUCGGAGCCCAGCCCCGCCGAGGAGCCGCGCGGCAAGGACAGCGGCAAGGAGCCGGCGGCCAGCCUGGGGCCCGGGCCCAACAAGUACUGCAAGCCCGGCGGGCCGCUCCACCCGCACUACCCCAGCCCGGCCCAGGACAGCAGCAACGCCAAACCCUCCACGGACUUCCACAACCUGGCCCGCGAGCUGGAGAACUCCCGGGCCGGCGGCAGCUCCCCCAGCCGCAGCCCGCACCCCCCGGCCGGCGCGGGCAGCAAAGCCAAGCGGAAAUACCCGGAGGGGCCGGGCGAGGAGCGGGGCCAGGGGGCCGGCAGGGGGCGCCGGCCCUCCUCCCCCAAGGAGGACCUGGUGUGCACCCCGCAGCAGCAGUACCGGCCGGCGGGCAGCUACUUCGGCCUGGAGGAGAGCGGCCGCCUCUUCGGGCCGCCCAGCCCGGAGACGGGCGAGGCCAAGCGCAGCGCCUUCGUGGAGGUGAAGAAAGCCUCGCGCGGGCUGGAGGCCGAGGCGGCGGCGGCGGAGGAGGCGGCGGAGCAGCAGCAGCGCGCCUCGCCCGCGGGCGCCGGGGACCCGCUGCUGGGCGCCCGGCCGGGCGGGCCGCUCUCCGGGGGCAGCCCGGCGCGGGGCAGCGCCUUCACCACGGUGCCGCAGCUGGGCGGCAAGGCGGAGGAGCGGAAAAGCGCCUUCUCCCAGCCCGCCCGCUCCGCCUUCCCGCCGCACGUGGCGCCGCUGGGGCUGGCCCCGAAGCUGGGCAGCCUGGGCGAGCCCUGCCCGGAGGCCGCCGCCCGCCUCUACCCGCCGGCCGCCAAGCUGCCCGGCGGCGCCGAGCCGCCCAAGCAGAGCCCCUUCCUCUACGCCACCGCCUUCUGGCCCAAGAGCUCGGUGGCGGCGGCGGCGGCCGGGCCGCUCCAGCUGCCGCUGCCCUCGGCCCUGACCCUGCUGCCGCCCUCCUUCACCUCGCUGUGCCUGCCGGCCCAGAACUGGUGCGCCAAGUGCAACGCCUCCUUCCGCAUGACUUCCGACCUGGUGUACCACAUGCGCUCGCACCACAAGAAGGAGUACGCCAUGGAGCCGCUGGUCAAGCGCCGCCGCGAGGAGAAGCUCAAGUGCCCCAUCUGCAACGAGUCCUUCCGCGAGCGCCACCACCUCUCCCGGCACAUGACCUCCCACAACUGAAUGGGGAAGUGGUGGGGGGGGGGCUCCCCCGUGUAUAGUGACAGAGCCACACACACCCUCCCAGCAGCCAAACGGCCCCCCCUGGCCCGCCUCUGCCCAUCGCUGGGGGCCUUCUCCGGGGCAGUCACAGCAGGGGGGGAUGUGAUCCCCGCGGGCCUACCUUUUCCAAGCUGAUUUGGGGUGUUUCAGAGACAAGGUGGGUGAGGUGCUAUCUUUGAUCUGCUGGGGAGAGAGAGGAGCUUUCCUAGGGUGACCAGAUAGAAAGUGUGAAAAAUCGAGACUGGGUGGGGGGAAAUAGGUUCCUAUACAAGAAGCAG